AAGGCGGGAGAGCCGGGGGGGCUGUUCUCCGCCUCACUCCCACCCCCGCCGGGGCUCCGCCGCCGCCGGUGGACGCUGGGAGGCGACAGCGAGUCCCAGCCGCUGGAUCCGCUCGGGGAACGCGAACGAGCGGGCGAGACUUUUACCUUUUCUCUCUUUCCCCGUCUUCACCCACCAUGCUGCGGACGCCGCUGCCCGCGCAGGAGAAGCGGCGGCUCAGCCCGGCACUUUCCUCCUGAGGAGAUGAGGGAGGCGCGGCCGGGCCGGAGCUAGCGCGACCCGCGCCUCUCCCCCGUCCCCAACCACCAUGAGGGAAGAGAGAGAAGCGGCCGCGGCCGCCUCCCACCACGGACCCAGCCGACCCCCGCAGCACUGCCAGCAGCCGGACGGCGGCGGGGUAGCUGCCCCCUUGGCGCUGCCCGCCGGCGGCGGCAGCCCGGAGAGCCUGCGGAACGGGUACGUGAAGAGCUGCGCGACCCCCCUGAGGCAGGACCCUCCGAAGAGCUUCCUCUCCCUGCUGCUGUUCCCCGCCGCCACCUCCUCCACCUCCUGCCGCGCUCUGCUCUGCCUGGGCGCCCUGACCGCCGUUGUCCUCUCGCUCCUGGCCUUUCACGACCGGGACAGCGCCGGGGGCCAGCAGGACGGGAGGAGCUGGUGGAGUCCCCGGCCUCUGCACGCCUUGCUGUGCCUGACCCGCUGCCUCAGCCCCCUCUUCAGCAUCGCCUGUGCCUUCUUCUUCCUCACCUGCUACCUGGCCGGUGGCAGGCGCGGGGAGCACGGCGGCGGUACGACCCGCUGGUGGCUGCUGGCGCUUCCCGUGUGCUGCUACUCGGGGGACUUCGUGGCGCUGCAGUGGCUGCUGCCCGCGGAGGGGCACGAAGAGGAGCCCCAGCCCCCCGCCGAGCCGCAGAUGGUCCUAGCCAGGCUCCUGACAGUGCUGGGCUCGGUGGCAGCGCCCACCCUGCUGCAGAGCUCCCUGAAGUUGCGCCGGAGCCUUCUCGUCUUGGUCUUCUCCAGCUUGGUGUGGCUAGUGUCGCUCACCAGCCUUCACUCGGUGCCCCCCGCCCUCAGACCGCUGCUGGCCGGCUCGGUCGGGGUGGCAGGCUGCCUCUUGGCACUCUGUGGCGGGGAGCACGGCAUCUUCUCGGCUCAGAGGCGAGCGCACCACCAGCAUCAUCACCACUCACGGCUCCCCAGCGUGGAGGAAAAAGUGCCUGUGAUUAGACCCAGGAGGAGAUCUAGCUGCGUAUCCUUAGGGGAAACUUCGGCCAGCUACUAUGGCAGCUGCAAAAUGUUUAGGAGACCCUCGUUGCCUUGCAUUUCCAGAGAGCAGAUGAUACUUUGGGAUUGGGAUUUGAAGCAAUGGUACAAGCCCUAUUACCAGAAUGCUGGCAGUGGAAAUGGAGUUGAUCUUUCAGUACUAAAUGAGGCUCGGAGCAUGCUAACAGACCUCCUGACUGACCCAUCCCUUCCGCCACAAGUGAUUUCUUCCCUUCGAAGCAUUAAUAGCUUGAUUGGUGCUUUCUCAGGCACAUGCAGGCCAAAGGCUAGUCCAUUCACACCGUUUCCUGGUUUCUUCCCCUGCCCUGAAAUAGAGGAUCCUGCUGAAAAAGGAGAUCGAAAGCUGCUCAAGGGAUUAAAUAGCAGAAAUAGCCUGCCAUCACCACAGCUGAGACGAACUUCAGGAGUUUCUGGUAUUCCACCUAUGGAAUCAACAUCUAGAUGGGAACGGAGUAGCAGCAAGAGAUCUCAUCAGGAAUAUAACACAUUAAGCCAAGGAUCUCAUUCAAAUGGAUCUUUUGGUGCAAACAUGCUGAUAAUACCAAAACAAAGAUCAUCUUCCGUGACACUGGCUCAUCAUAUAGGUCCCAGACGAUCAGGUGCAUCUCCUGGCCUGAGUCCUGUGGGUUCACCUAGUCAUGGAUCUGUCUCCAGUGGGGCUUUCAGCUGCUGGUCGCCUGUAGAAUUUCCUGAUACUGCUGAUUUUCUUACAAAACCAAGCAUUAAUAUACAUAAGCCUCCAGGAUACCCAUUUAGUUCUCCAGAUUUUCAGCAGCAAGUUAAAACAUCUGUAGGUUAUAUGUGUAGCAGCUGUGGACGUCAGAUACUCAAGCCAGUUCCCACGCCAGAACCAGAAUUUGCAGAAUAUAAAGACAGAAGAUCAGGUGAAAUUGGAAGUGAUAGUGUUUCAAAAGAAUCUUUCCACCAUACAGAGAAGAAAAAAGAUGGAACGAAGGAAAUGAUCGAUCAAGCACAAAAUAAUCUGCUUGUGGAUCAGAGUCCUACAUUAGAACUAAUGUUAUUAGACCAUGAUUCACUAAUGGAGAAGAUGAGCAACUGGAAUUUCCAAAUUUUUGACCUUGUACAAGAACUGGGAGACCAGUCUGGGAGGAUCCUUAGCCAGGUAACUUACACCUUAUUUCAGGACACUGGUUUGUUUGAAAUUUUCAAAAUCCCAACUCAAGAAUUCAUGAAUUACUUCUGUGCACUAGAAAAUGGCUACCGAGAUAUUCCCUAUCACAAUCGCAUUCAUGCAACAGAUGUUCUUCAUGCAGUAUGGUAUCUGACAACACGACCUAUUCCUGGAUUCCAGAAAAUUCCUAAUGAGCAUAUAAUGGAAAGUGAUAUGGAUGAAGCCAGUGGUAUUUCUCCUGUUCAAGUCAGCUACAUUUCUUCAAAAAGUUGUUUUAUUGCUGAUGAUAGUUAUGGUUGUCUGGCAUCAAAUAUUCCUGCUUUGGAAUUGAUGGCUUUAUACGUAGCAGCUGCCAUGCAUGAUUAUGAUCAUCCUGGUCGUACAAAUGCUUUUCUAGUAGCUACAAAUGCACCUCAGGCUGUUCUCUACAAUGACAGAUCAGUCUUAGAAAAUCACCAUGCUGCUUCUGCCUGGAAUCUUUUCUUAUCACGACCAGAAUACAACUUUUUAUCAAAUCUUGAUCAUGUAGAAUUCAAGCGCUUUCGUUUCUUAGUGAUUGAAGCAAUCCUUGCCACAGAUCUCAAGAAGCAUUUUGAUUUCCUUGCAGAAUUUAAUGCCAAGGUCAAUGAUAUCAACAGUCAUGGUAUAGAAUGGAGCAAUGAAAAUGAUCGCCUACUGGCCUGUCAAAUAUGCAUCAAACUGGCAGAUAUUAAUGGCCCAGCAAAAGAUAGAGAGCUGCAUCUGAAAUGGACAGAAGGCAUUGUUAAUGAAUUUUAUGAACAGGGUGAUGAAGAAGCAAGUCUUGGAUUACCUAUAAGCCCCUUCAUGGAUCGUUCUUCUCCACAGCUUGCAAAACUGCAAGAAUCUUUCAUCACUCACAUAGUUGGCCCCCUUUGUAAUUCCUAUAAUGCAGCUGGAUUGCUUCCAGGCCAGUGGGUUGAUGAAGAGGAGGAUGCAGAAAGUACUGAAGAUGAUGAUGGAGCACAGUUGGAGAGUGAUGAUGAAGAAAUGGAACAUGAUCUUAUUUUCAAAGCUCAAAGAAAAAAAGGUAGACGAAUAUUUUGCCAGCUAACACACCAUCUCAGUGAAAAUCACAAAAUAUGGAAGAAAAUGAUUGAAGAGGAAGAAAAAAGUAAAGCUGAAGGAGCUAAACUGCUGACUGAGAUCUCACCUUUACCUCAAGCAGAUGAAAUUCAGGUUAUUGAGGAAGCUGAUGAAGAUGAUGAGAGACAACUAGAAGACAAGACAUGCUAAGAAAUCUUCAGUGGUGUCCAGUAUGAUGAUAGCCUACUUUUUUUUUCCACUGUGCUGACUUUAGCCUGACACAGUUCACAUAAAAUUUGAAAGGCCUUAAUACUGUGAGAGGAUUCUUUCUACUCUAGUGGAAUCCCACUCCUAUGCACUUUCGCCACACAGAAUAUGAAACUUUAUUCAAAGAUUGAGUAUUGUAUACCCUGAUGCAAAGUUCUUUAUGCCUUAGUUGGUAUAAAAUAUCCUGAUAUAAUGCUGCCUUGCUGAAUAUGGAACUCAUUUUCCUUGAGGUACCUGCAAUUUUUAAAAGCAUUCAGUGACUUCAAUUACCAAAGUGGCAAGAACUUUUUGCUAACAAGGAAAUGUAGGAUGAAUCCUAAUAUUAUCUUGAGUUGUUUAUUUCAUGUUGUUUUUGAACAUGAAUGAGAAAAAGUCUGUGCCUAUAAGAAAACUGUCAUUGUUGCAGUGCGAGCCUGUUGUGGGGUGUCUACUUAGUGCAGUAGUGUGCUUAAUGUAGUCACCUCAGAGCACCUGUUCAAGGACUGUGACAUAAAUGCUGAGUUCUGAUAUUUGUGGUUUAAAAAAGAAAAAAAAAAAUCCAGGUGCAUCUAUUUCUGAUGCUUUUUAUUAUUGUGCAUAACCUGAUGUUUUAUUUUUGCAGAAAAUAUUAAGGUUUGCAGUGGGUGUUCAUGAUAAUUCAUCGAAUACAAGGCCAUUAUCAUCUGUUGCCUUGCUGUUAUGUGGUAAACAUUAAAAACCUUUUCAGCUACCUAAAUUAUUAAGGAAUCUUAUUCUUUAAGUCUAAUGCUAUAUUUCCUGCCCUUACUCAGGUUCCUGUUUAAAAACAAGUCAACCACAUCAUAGAUUUUUACUUUGCACCAAUUUCCAUUAUUAAAUUUUAUGGAAAUAAGAUCGUAUUUCAUUUAUUCUUUGUAUGUAAAACUUUAGGAGAAUUAAAGAUUAAAAAAAAAAAAAAGGAAAAAAAAAGAUAAACUACUGUUUCAAAAUGGCUAGUGUAUUUUAAUGUGCCCUGCAUCUUUUCUCCUAUCAAAGACAUAGCUUAUAUUGCCUUCAAGUUUGAUGUACAUCCUGAAAUAGACAUACAGAAAGCAGAUGGUGAAAACUUUGUAUAAAGCCUGAUAGUAAUAUAAAUAUCACUGUAUUAUAUUACAUUUUAGAUUGUUGACUUUUCAAAUAAAACUUAGACAUUCCACACUUGUAUUUUUAGGAACAGUACCACUGUAGGUCUAAAUAAUAAUAAGAAAAAAAAGGCAUAAAUUUGGCUACAAGUAUGCAAGCAAGUCACAACUAAAACUAGUUUUGAAAGUGCACCUUUUAGUAAUAAAUAUUUAUAUGCUGUGCAGUUCAAUUGAAUAGAAACAAAUGCACAUGUGUGUAAGUUCCUAAACUUAGCAUAUUUGUGUUUACAUUUACAUCAGUUGACUUGAAAAAAAAAGGUAACAUUCCUAAGAAAACCUUGUGUAAAUUGUAUUGCACUAUGUUACACAAACAAAUUUUUAUUCUGCUCUUUGAUUGGCCAGUUUAAAUAACUGAAAGGAAUUCUUUUUAUUAUUAUUAUUAUUAUUUUCCACUAAUAAGCUUUUUGUUCAAUCAUUUAGAAGACCACUGAGACAUGCUUUUGCUAUUUUAUAUAUUCGGUGCCAAAUCCCCCUUUGCUGCCAUUAUUACUAUCACUGCAUUUUUUGUAACAUAAGCAGUGUUAAAAACCAGGUAUUUCUGUCAUUAAUAAAAUGUUGCACUACUGAAGCUGGCACUUACUGAUCAUUCACUUGUAUUUUACAUAUCUUGUUCAUAUAUUUUCCUAACAGAUAAUUUGAAGUCUACAUAAAUUAUGCUUGUUUCAGUAUGCUGUUUUGUCAGCAUUUUCUGUUUAGCUUUUGUGUUUGUAUAUAAAAAAAUUCACUUUAUUACUGUUUAGUUUCAUUUUGCUUUAACUGAAAAAAGAUGCAAAUGGGCUUGUCUGAAGUUCCUGCUAUGUUAUUUUACAUGAUAGUUUUCCACUUAGUUUCAUUUUAAAAAUGAAGAUUUAAAACUAAUACAAAGAAAAAAAUAAGAAGGUAAAAAUAACAUUUUUAUCUGUUACUAAAGCAUUGGCAGCAUUUAUAUCUGGUGACAACUUUGCCAGCAACUUUUUUAUCUCAGGUUUUCCUUAAACUCUUUAGAAAUACUGAAGCAAUUUUAAAAUUCAGAAACAAGUAGCAAACCUCAGUGUUUAAUAAACUAUAAUGCUGAUAUGUAUUUCCAGUUAGAUAUUUUCAAGUUACAAUAGCUUGCUUCAAAGAUACAUUUAAUUAUUAAUGUAUCCAAAAUCCACCUUAAAAUGUCUGUUAUUUCUGUAUACAUAAUAUGUGACUAAUUGGUACUCUAGGAGCAAGGGGAAAAGAAUAUACAAAUGUCAUCAAAGGGCAUGUUUGCAGAAGUGGAUGUAACUGUAACUGAAGGAGUCUUAAUCUUUCAGAAAUUAUAAUGGAAGGCCAUUUGAAUGUUGAUUGAGCUGUUGUCAACAAUAAUACAUCUCCAUAUAAGGCAUAUCACUUAUUCUGGUAACAACCCACUGAGAUAUUACAACCAAUCUACAUCUGUGAUCACACUUCAAUUUACAGCUACCAGGGGAUGCUAAGGAGCACAGAAAAGUACGCAAAAGAACACACAUAAAAUACUUUCUAAAGUAAUACUCACUUUUGGGGUUUUUUUUUGAAGUAGGCCUAAUUAGCCUGCACUGACGUUUAUGCUGCUACAGUAGAUACACCUUUUAUGGAUAAUAUUCUCAGGUUUAAGUAAAGUCUUCAGCCCCUUUCCUAUCAAAAAUCUCCUAUCUCCUCAUUGCCUUUUACUAUGUAUGUUGGAUUACUUACUUCUAUGCAUAGAGUGGAUACAGAACUUCACUACAAAGUUUUCUGUAAGCACCAAAUUCCUUCCAUGCCUCUGGAGAUCUGGAUGUUAUAGUGGUGUUGAACUAGUCAAAACUAACUACAUGGAUCCUCUUCCCAUGAAUUCUUCCUCCAUGUCAAACUUGGUUGGUAAGUCUAAGAUUCAGAAUGAAAGUACUGGUGUAAUGUUGCUCAUGGUAAGUCCAAAUUAACAAAGUUUUGCAAGACCUGAUUUGCUCUGUGUAUAGAGCCAUUUCUGCUCUUGAAUUCAAUUUUAACCACAACCAGUGGCAGGUCAAUCAACAACAGGAGUUACCAGAAUUCAAGAAGUCACUUUUAACAUUGGUGCUUCCACCUGGGCAGGCGUAGUUGAGGCUGGGCUUCUGGUUCCUCUAAAAGUAUACACAGAAUUUGAGGUAAUCCAGUGUGUGGCACUAACAUUCACAGUGCAGUACUUUCCCUUUUGUCCAAUAAACGUUUGAGAAGGUGUGAGAGGUGCAGAACUGGAAGUGUCUCAUACACUGAUGAGCAUGAGAUCAGGAAUCCCAGUCUGAGAGACAUGCUUUGGAGUAAAAAGAUGGAGUUGGUUUAGGUGAUGAGAAUUAGAAAGGAGAUGUAAGGAUGGCAUACACACACACAUGGUUCUUCUUCAGAAGAGAGACACUGUUUAUUGUUUCAAGCCAGUUCAUUGUCUUCAAUAGAAUGUGGAAACAGGACAACUUUGCUAAGAAUAUUUAGAUUAUUAAAAGUUAAAAUAGAAAUGAAAAUUAAAUUAUACUACUAAUUACAACACAAAUUUUCUUAAACUUGUAAUGCAAGUUUAAGAAUGUUUAUUUUUCUGUGGCCAAUAAAGAUUAGACGAGAGAAAAUAAACAUAUGAAGUUGGUAAAACGAGGUACAAAAAUUAUGAUCAAAGCAGUGUUUUGUUUUUUUUUUCCUUCAGCUUUCCUCAGUAUUAUGUUUCUGGACAACGUGCUGCUUCAUGUCAUUAAGGCAAAUGAGGUUAUGAAUUGCUUUCAUUUUUUGCAAAGAAUUUUCCUUUCAAUAUCUUCUGAAGUAAGCCUUGAACUUGCUAUAAGAAUCAUACUGCAGAUUCUGAUUUCAUUUACCAUUUAUUCAUUCAUCAGAUACUGCCCUAUGUGAUUUCAUUUAAUAGGGCCAUAAGUAAUUAGUACUUUUGUCCUCUGCUAAAUGAGAAAGAAUAAGGUCUUAUAUUUCAGAGGAAAGAGAAAAUUACGCUUAUGGAUUAAGCUGCUAUAGAAUAAACAUUCCAAUGCACUUGAGUUUCUAGUUGGCAGUGACCCUCCUGGCAUAGUGUAUAUCCCUCACAUCCUAUUGAAUCUACCUAAUAGAUACAGAGCUUUUCUGUCUCAGUGGUUUUGCUGUCCAUUCGUUAAUCACAUUUCUCUAAGACAUUUCUGGCUUAGAUUGGAAAGAAUACUUCUGGUUACCUGCAAUACUCAAAAUUAAAAAAAAAAAAAAAGAGUAACUAGCAAUUGCUUUUUUGGUUAAUAAUAGCAUUAAGCUAUAGAAAGUGAUUCCAGUAAAGAAGAAACUGUUUUCCUUUGGUACUGAGAUUGAAACAUCUGUCCAGAAAUUGGCUGACUUUAAAUGCUAUUGUUGUGAUAUAGUCAGGAUACUGAAUAAUAAAUGCUUAAUAUAUUUAAGGGAUUGACACUUACUUGGUUCUACCUGACACUACACACAGCCUUUAAAAAGGGCACAACACAGUCAGAAACAUUUGACCGGAAGGAUUCUUUUGGAAUCUGUACCAUGUGAGUCAUCUUUUGGUUUCUGUGCUUGAAGAGAUCACAGGUGAUAGCAUCUGGUGUAUACGAUACUCUACUGCGCAGGUUGUAUUACCCGGCAGAAUGCUACCAUCUGUGAAAUCGAAGUUAAGAGAGUAAAAAUCUUAUACUGAGGAGAAACCUUCUGCCUUCUGGUUUAUCUGUGAGGUUUCAGAAAAGUAGGAAUGCGUUAACAUUAAACCAAUAGAGCUUUUAAAUAACAGUGAGAGAGUGUAGUGUUUCAAA
This is a messenger RNA of Strigops habroptila (Kakapo), 8588 nucleotides long. It is a transcript of the gene PDE3B, whose product is annotated as phosphodiesterase 3B. Gene Ontology annotation, cellular component: membrane. Gene Ontology annotation, biological process: signal transduction. The transcript is spliced from 17 exons. The coding region runs from base 308 to 3667 and encodes 1119 amino acids. Gene Ontology annotation, molecular function: 3',5'-cyclic-AMP phosphodiesterase activity; protein kinase B binding. The record is from RefSeq and is a predicted model, not a curated record. NCBI's taxonomy places the organism in Eukaryota, Metazoa, Chordata, Aves, Psittaciformes, Psittacidae.